CCAGUCAGUGUAAGAGCGAUUUUGUAGACGUUUUCGUUACAUUCUGUUCCUGUACUGUGUUGGCGUUUGUAUUGCAGGUGCUAGCAGUUAACAUACUUGGACGCUGUUUACUAGCUACAACUGUGCUAAUAGCUUGCAGGUCAAUCAGUCUUAUGAUUGAUCAAAAAAUGCAAAUUUGUGUGGAGAUCAUCGUUCAUACCAAUCCAUUAAGCUAGCGGAUUGUUAAAAGCAAAACUAAAACAAACAUAAUUACACAACAAAAAUGAGUUUUAACAGUUCCGCCUCUGAUGAUACUACGGGAAAGACAACAUCAAAGGAAGGAAAAUCAAUGAUAGCACCACUUGCGGCUAGUAGGUCUAAGAAAGGCGCUUCUUCAGUUGUUUCCGAAAAGAAAGUUGUAUCACCCAAAGCACAACAGACAAAACGUGCAAGCCCUCCGCUAUUUGCACCAAAAACACCAACACCUGCCACAAUGCUAACUUCGCGAGCGGACGAUAAGGCUCAGACGCGUCGAUACAGUGCACCUGUCAAAAUGCUUGAUCGCAGCUCAUCUAGUAGGUCAGAUAAAACGCUGUCCAGCAUCGCGAAAGCAAAGAACAAAACUGACAACGGUUUGCCGGUGACAUGGCGAAAGGAGUUGUAUGGUUCAAGGCCUGGAUCGGCUCAAGCAAGAUUAGAAAACUUACGUGCAGCUCUGGAUAAAGAGGUCGAAGAGCAAAAAAUAACCAAAGCUGCCUCGAGCAUACCAACUAAACGCUCUAAGGAUGGAAAAAAUACUCCAAAUAAAAAGGUAACCAAUCCUCCUAGCGGCAGCCAGUCUAGCUCGGCCUCUGUCAGUACCGUAAAAACUACCAGUCCUGUUUCGAAAGUUGCAACUGCAAAGCGCACUGACGUUAAUCCCGAAGUUACAGAUGUAAAGCAAGCAAGCACCAUCGUUAAAGAAAAACACGACAAUAGUUAUGAAAUGGAUGUGGAUGGCGUAGAAACCAACAAUUCGAAGUUUCAGUUCUCUUUUACUCCGUCAGUGCAAACUAGUAGUAGUUUUGGUCAACAUAAUGCACCUGCCAAAAUUGCUCAACCGCCCAACCGCAGCUUAUCGAGCAGGUCGGAUAGAACGCUUUCCACUAUCGUGAAAGUAAAGCACAAAAAUGACAAUGGUUUGCCAAUGGCAUGGCGAAAGGAACUGUAUGGUACAAAACCCGGAUCCGCGCAGGCCAGGUUAGAAAACUUACGUGCAGCUCUGGAAAAAGAGGUCGCAGAGAAAAAAAUAUCCAAAACAGCCUCGAGCAUACCAAUUAGACGCUCUGAGGAUCGGAAAAGUCCAUCUAAAGAACGAGUUACAAUACCUCCUAGCGUUAGCCAGGCUAGUUCGGCCUCUGUCAGUACCUUAACAGCCAAUAGUGCUCUUCCGGAAGCUGCAACUUUAAAGCGCUCCUCUGCAGAUACAGAAGUUUCAGUUGUGCAGCAAAAUAGCGUUGCUCCAGCUACUGUCAGCAGAAUAGAAAACCUCGAAGAUAGCUUUGAUAUGGAUGUGGAUGAAACGAACAGUUCUGAGCCGGGAAAUUAUUUUCCUCCAGCAGUGCAGACUAGUUCGAAAAGUAUGGAAUUUGACAGCUUUUUGGAUUCAAAAAUGCAAGAUGCAAAUGCAAAUGACUUUACAAAAUUGUCCGAAGUGUUAAAACAGGACGCUAUGAAGAGCAGCACGAAAGAGGAAGCCAAUGACGAUUCGCAUAGAGUUGUAUCCGAUCUGAAGACCAAGUACAAAGAUGGACUGGCUGCAUUUUCGAGUUACUUUUAUUGUGUAAUUGACACCAACAUCUUUAUCGAAUAUUGCGAUGAUUUUCAGAAUUUUCUGUCAAGAAAAUACUCAGGAAGUCAACCGAUCGUAGUCGUACCGUACAAGGUGCUGCACGAAUUGGACAUCGUGAAGCAUAAAAAACCGCACUUGGGGACGAAAAUUACACCAGUUGUAAAAUUUCUUCAUCAAAUGCUACGCGCCAAGGACGCUCGAGUGAAGGGACAGCAUCCAUGGGACGAUACAAUCGAGCUAAUGCCAGUGCUCUCCCCGGACGAUUCGAUCAUUAACUGUGCAUUGCAGGUACAAUCGGUAGCCGCUAGUGAUGAUGCGAAGGUAGUGCUAGUAUCAAAUGAUUGCAAUAUGCUAACGAAAGCGUUGGUAGCAAAUUUAAACUCCUGUACAAUGGACGAACUUCAUUCGGAUUACAAAUUCUGAUUACUCGAUGAAGAUAAAAAAGAAAUAAGUGCCUUUGUUAAUACAGUUAACCCCCUCAUGAGGAGUUCAUCUUUUAACAGGUUUAAACAUUCGUGCCAAUUUAUAUGCUACGAAAACACUCCUUGUAGCUAUUUCUUUCGAAACCGUAGUUCAAACAUGGGAUCAGAUUUGGACUAAUACGGGAUGUCCAGAAGCUGCUGACAUCAAUAGCAUUAACCCAUUCAACGUCGUGUCAAAAUCAUGCAAAACGAUGUCCGGGUGAUACAGCGCCAAACGUGGUAAAAUAUCAACCAUUAAAGAACUUGUGAAACUGAUUUUAAGUAUUGAAAACAAUAUCAUCGAAGCACUAAUAGUUCCUGAAGAAGAACGAAAACGUCCCCCCAAGUGUCUGGGAACUGAUGUUGUUGAUGCUAAGGAAACAUUUUUUUCACAGAAGGUGAAACAAAUUCUCAAUCAAUCGAUGCCAUUCUGAAGAUGUUGAAAAUGGGAUGUUGGUUCCUCAUACCAUCAUCCUGACGAUACAGUGCCUGCAUGACUGAAUGCCUUAGACUUGUUAUGAGCAUUGUUUCAUGUUGUGUGGGAAAAACAAAAUCCCGCAUAACGGUUGAAACAUUAAAAAAAUUAACUCGUUAUAAGAGGGUUAACUGUAGUUGUUUCAAUUAUUAUAUAGAUUAGGAGUCUUGUACAUGAAAAUGAAUUGACACACUUUUAUGUUAUUCGUAAAUCUUAUGUUAUUGUUUAAUGUUCAAUCAAGUCGAAAUCGUUUGUUUGGUUGUUUUUUAAAAUAGAAAUCGUUUUUGUUCCGAUUUGAUACAGAAGCCCUUCUGUAUCGUGCAUACUUUCUAUUGGAUCACCAAGAUCAUACAGGCCAAAAUAGUGCAAUCUUUGCUAAUGAGGUCAUUUCAGCUUCUAUUUGACUCGAUCGAUCCGUUUUAUACAGCGUUUGAACAUAAGUUUCUGUUGAAUGUAAAUUAUUGUGAAAAUAUCGUUGCUUUAUGAAAUAACUAUGUCUCAGGACUAAAUAGGUAGCUCUUAGGAGUAACACUUGUAAUUUCAUGUUCUAGUUAUUAAUGGGGAGUGGGGCCGAUUGUUAUUGGUAGCGGUGCCGAUCUUUACACCACAGGACUGGCCCAAAAGCCCAUCCGGAUGAAACAUCCGUACACAGGAUUGACAAUCACUGCUAUGGGUAAAUAACAUUAAAGAAAGACAUAAAUCACAGGUUUUCACUCUUGAGGUUGUUGUACCGAUAAAGAAAAAGAACAU
Messenger RNA from Anopheles moucheti, 3496 nucleotides. RefSeq names its product muscle M-line assembly protein unc-89 (gene Swt1). The transcript has 4 exons. Lineage: Eukaryota; Metazoa; Arthropoda; Insecta; Diptera; Culicidae. The record is from RefSeq and is a predicted model, not a curated record. Gene Ontology annotation, cellular component: nucleus. The coding region runs from base 263 to 2233 and encodes 656 amino acids.